GGAGCUGAGAGAAAGCUCUGGCUAGAAUGACACAGAAGCAGCGCUGAGCUGUAGGACAGACUGCGGCUAAACCGAGGACCAGCUCCAGCACGGCAUCACAGCGUCAUCUCAUCAAAACACGCAGCAACAACAAAAAUGCUCAUCAAAGAAUUUCGAGUGAUCCUACCCAUUUCUGUGGAGGAGUACCAGGUAGGUCAGCUGUACUCAGUAGCUGAGGCAAGUAAGAAUGAGACAGGGGGAGGAGAGGGUGUGGAGGUCCUGAAGAAUGAACCAUAUGAGAAAGAUGGAGAAAAAGGCCAAUACACACACAAAAUCUACCACCUGCAGAGUAAAGUUCCAUCAUUUGUAAGAAUGCUAGCGCCAGCAUCAGCUCUCAACAUUCAUGAGAAAGCCUGGAAUGCUUACCCAUACUGCCGCACAGUAAUCACAAAUGAGUACAUGAAAGAGAAUUUUCUCAUCAAGAUAGAAACAUGGCAUAAACCUGACAUGGGUCAUCAGGAGAAUGUGCACGGUCUGGACCCUGACACCUGGAAGAAGGUCGAUGUGGUGUAUAUUGACAUCGCUGACAGAAGUCAGGUGGAGUCAAAGGACUACAAGCAAGAUGAAGAUCCAGCCAGGUUUAAAUCUGCCAAGACUGGCCGAGGACCCUUGGGGCCUGACUGGAAGAAAGAACUGCCCAAAAAGACAGACUGUCCACACAUGUGUGCCUACAAACUGGUAACAGUGAAGUUCAAGUGGUGGGGGCUGCAAAACAAAGUGGAGAACUUCAUUCAGAAGCAAGAGAAACGUUUGUUCACUAAUUUCCACCGGCAACUCUUCUGCUGGAUUGAUAACUGGAUUGAACUGAACAUGGAUGACAUUCGCCGGAUGGAGGAGGAGACCAGGAAGGAGCUGGAUGAGAUGAGAGUGAAGGACCCUGUAAAAGGGAUGGUGGCUCUCGAAGACUGAAUCUCCUGUAUAUAGAUGGAGAGUGCUGCUGUUUAUAUCAGUGUGUAACAGAGGUGCCGGCUGUAUGGCCGUAUUGUGAAAUUAUAACCUUCCCCUAUCGCCAUUUGUUAGGAAAAGUUCCCUCGAAAUAUACAUCAUAAAUGACUUAAUUCUACUUAAUUACUGGCCUCAUGUUACACAGUUGUGAGUUUUUAAAUUCCUUAUCCUCUCUUUCACCUCCUACUUCUUGAUAAAUAAUAUAAUCUAAGUUACAAUCCCUCUCAUUAUUUCUCUUUAUCACUCACUUAUGUAAUACUAGACACCAGCUGCAUCAAUUUUCAAACAAGGUGGAUGAUAAUUCAUAAAUGAAAAUACAAAUUCUGCUCCUCUGACCAGGCUGAUAAUAGACACACACAAGAUAAAUAGCACUUAUAAAUAACAAAAUAAUCAUUUCCCAUGCACCAUCAUGAAAAUUGACAUAACUGACACACCACAGAGAGACAUUUACGAGAAGAUAAUUCAUAUGUCCAGAUCAGAUGGUGGUUCUGUAUAUAUUCCCUACGUAUUAAGAGGUGAAUUAUUCUCAGAGCUGUAUAAGCAGUUUUUCCGGUAAUUACUCUUAGUAGCGAAUCUUAGAUGUGUUUUGCGGACCAAGCUGACUCUCCUCAGUGUUCUGUUUUGACCCUCUUGUGAUUGUCCUUAUUGUUCAUUUUCAAUCUUAUUAUCUUCAUCUCAUCUUCCCCACUGAAGCGAGAGCUCAUUUGAAAAGCGGGCCUCCAGAAUGACAGGUGCUCAUUUGUGUAUUCAGAGGUUGAGACAGGGUGUCAGACUACUAUAUUAAAUAACUUAUUAUUCAUCAUAAGGCAAAGAUAGUCAGUAAAAUAAGAACAUUGCACUGAUUGAUCUGUGCCUUCUUGAGCUUCAGAAGUCCAUACGAGUUUACUAGCACAUCCUUUUCUCUCACAGAGCAACUUUUGAUCAGUAUCUUGUGCUUCUCCUUCUCUAUGGAUCAUUCAGGAUGUUUCACAACCUUGUUUUGUCUGCUGUAUACAUAAUUUGUGCUGGGUCAUGCUCCUGUGCUCCAUUUCUGUCGUCAUUAAGUCCUCUAUUUCCUUUUUUCCCCCUUUGUCAGUAUGUAAGAGGGGGCACAAGAGGGUUACAGAAACGAGUAAAAUACGUGUAUGUGUCUGUGUGUGCAUGCAAAUUUUAUGCUCCACUGUACAUGACUCAAGCAUCUAGUGUCCAGCUAUUUCUUGUUGAGACGACUCCACAGAUCAGCAAAGCAUGCCAGACUUUAACAGCACACAGGGAAAACAUCUGUUUGUGUAUUUUUUUCAUUUCUGCCUUUUCAUUGCUGUAUACUAAAUUACUCUGAGAAGGUGGAAGACUCUGUUAAAGAUAGCAAAGGUUUGUUGUCUGCAUUUGGCUCAUUCUCACACUUCUAACUGAUAAAAGGAAACUUUUAUCCAGGUUUUAGCAAUAAUUCUCACAUUAACAUCUGUAAAACACAUCUCUGUGUCUUUAAGUGAUUAAGUUAUGCUGUUCCCAGGAUAUUGCUAAGGGUCAGCACUCGAGUGGAUUCAGGAAACAAGGAUUAAUUUGAGUAUGUUUGUCUGACUGCAUUUUCUAUAUAUAACAGUGUGUGUGUGUGUGUGUGUAUGAGAACUUAUGUUAUCAGUGUUUGAGGGAUGUUUAAGAUAUGGAUGGACUGAGAGUCACACUCUCAUCCAUGUAGCUGAGUUUCACAUUCAACGCUGUAAAAUACCAUUAGCAAUACUCUAUCACUGCGUCAGCCUGAAGAACCCUAUCGUGGAGCUGUUUGGAUGUAUGUAUUGAAUUGUACAUAGUAUAUAAAUACAUGUAGAUGAAUAGACACACACAUACAUAUAUGUCAGACUGUCCUGCCAAGCCAUCAGCACUCGUCUUAACCUUGCAUACUGUGGUUGCAGGAUGGUGUAUUUUAAGGAAAAACCCUAAUGCUGCUGUAGCGCCAUCAAAGUCAAUCUGAAUUGCAGUAAACACACUGAUUUGCUCUUUGCACAGCUGAAUGCUGUUCAGUACUGUUUUUUUUUUUUUCAGGAUGAACAGCUAGAAUGAGAAUCAGUACUGAACCAUUCUGUUCUGCUCUUGAAAUCAUAGAAUUGAAUAAAUUGUUAAUAUAAUGGCCUCUCAGUGUUCUCAGACACGACCUCUUUGGCAGGAUAGUGUUGAAAAAUAUAUAUUUUUGUUCCCUAUUUUUGUCGUACGUGCAGUAUGUUAUCAGUCUUCGAGCUUUGCUGCUGCCUAUUCUAACAGGUGAGGUCUUUCAGAGAUGUCACCACCACUUUUUACUGAUCUCAGAGCAGUUUUGCCAUUUCUUCGUUAUACUUUAAAAAGAGUGAUUCAAGUGAGCGGGGCGGCACGGUGGUGUAGUGGUUAGUGCUGUCACCUCACAGCAAGAAGGUCUGGGUUUGAGCCCCAUGGCCGGCGAGGGCCUUUCUGUGCGGAGUUUGCAUGUUCUCCCUGUGUCCGGCUGGGUUUCCUCCGGGUGCUCUGGUUUCCCCCACAGUCCAAAGACAUGCAGGUUAGGUUAACUUGUGAAUCUAAAUUGACAGUAGGUGUGAAUGUGAGUGUGAAUGGUUGUCUGUGUCUAUAUGUCAGCCCUGUGAUGACCUGGCGACUUGUCCAGGGUGUACCCCGCCUUUCGCCCGUAGUCAGCUGGGAUAGGCUCCAGCUUGCCUGCGACCCUGUAGAACAGGAUAAAGUGGCUACAGAUAAUGAGAUGAGAUGAGAUGAGAUUCAAGUGAGAGAAACUGGUCUUUGAUCAGUACAGGGCAGCUUCUAUCCAGGACAUUUGUAAUAAAAAGGAGUGUCUGAAUAAGAAGUGGCUUAAAAGCAGAAUAUCAAAUGAUCUGAUUCCUCACCUGUACAGGAAGCAGAUCGCUGUACAAACAGAUUAUCAUAUAGCUAUGAUGUUAUUACAGUUCUCGUUUUGGCGUCAGGUUUACAAAUCAGUUAUUUCAGAACUAGAAAUAGUUCAUUUUUAAAAUGUUUUUGUUCAAUGUUGCUCCCUUUCUUGUCAUCUGUUUUAGUUUCUUUUACUGUGAAU
Molecule: messenger RNA, 4015 nt
Organism: Neoarius graeffei (lesser salmon catfish)
Lineage: Eukaryota; Metazoa; Chordata; Actinopteri; Siluriformes; Ariidae
Gene: pitpnab
Product: phosphatidylinositol transfer protein, alpha b
Exons: 11
Coding region: 136-948 (270 amino acids)
Biological process (GO): phospholipid transport
Cellular component (GO): cytoplasm
Molecular function (GO): phosphatidylinositol transfer activity; phosphatidylcholine intramembrane carrier activity; phosphatidylinositol binding
Source: RefSeq, a predicted model, not a curated record